AUGACACUAGCGUCGACGGUGGAGGCGGCUGCGAAGCUUGCGGCUGUGGCCCACGUGGAGGCGCUGACGGGGCAGGGCGGAGGAACAGCCACAGGGAGUGGUGAGAUGGCGGAGAGGAUUAUUAGGGCAGAGACGGAGAGGGCGGUGGCGGAGAUGGAAAGGUUGAAGGCACAGGCAGAAAAUGUAGGGAGGGAAACGGAGAGGCUGAGGGCGGAGGCGAUAAAGGUGUGGAAAGAAGCUGAGAGGGCGGUGGCAGAGACAGAACGGCUGGAGGCAGAGGCAAUGAUGGUGAGGAGUAAAAAGAUGAUGAUUGAUGCGGAGACUGAGAGGCUCAAGGCUGAGACAGAGUGGAAGAGGACGGAAACCGGGGUGGUUGUGGGGAUGAAUGCUGACGGGUUGGUGGACAACACCCUUCCCGGACGGAGUGGAGUUGCCGAAAGUGGGUUUGGGGGGGUGGUGGGGGAGGUGGAGGGUGAGCAGAUGAAUGUGCAGGCCGAGAACGUCGGUGUAGAGGUUGGGGACUCGGCGCAGAUGCAGGGGGGUGAAAGGCCGAAGACCGGAAGUUGUAGGACAAGGCGGAGGGAGGAGGUUCUAGCGAGGAUGAAGGCGGAGGUUCAGCCGGGGAUGAAGAUGGAGGAGGUUCACGCGAGAUUGAGGGCUGAGGUUCAGGUGAAGUUAAAGGCGGAGGCGGAUAGGUAG
Molecule: messenger RNA, 699 nt
Organism: Morchella importuna
Lineage: Eukaryota; Fungi; Ascomycota; Pezizomycetes; Pezizales; Morchellaceae
Exons: 3
Coding region: 1-699 (232 amino acids)
Source: RefSeq, a predicted model, not a curated record